Molecule: messenger RNA, 323 nt
Organism: Staurois parvus
Lineage: Eukaryota; Metazoa; Chordata; Amphibia; Anura; Ranidae
Source: the annotation of a GenBank genome assembly
GCGGGACUGCAGUGGUCAUUCAGACACUGGAGGGAACUGACUUGGUGUCACUGACAUCCCCAGUGACACCAACACAGUGAUCAGUGAUAAUAAAAAGCACUGAUACUGUACUAAUGGUACUGGGCAGGAACGGGUUAACAUCUGGGGUGAUCAAAGGGUUAACUGUGUGCUGUUUUACACAAUGUUUUGUGUUUGUGCUUCACUGUAAGCACACUGCUUUGCAUGACUUUGCUGUGUGCAGCCAUGCAAAGCGGUGUGCAGGAGCUGACAGGGAUGAACUGUUUUGUUUACUAACAACACCCUACCCAGAAAUGCAAAAUCAU